Molecule: messenger RNA, 1797 nt
Organism: Lutra lutra (Eurasian river otter)
Lineage: Eukaryota; Metazoa; Chordata; Mammalia; Carnivora; Mustelidae
Gene: DCDC2B
Product: doublecortin domain containing 2B
Exons: 8
Coding region: 358-1797 (479 amino acids)
Biological process (GO): intracellular signal transduction
Cellular component (GO): microtubule organizing center; microtubule
Source: RefSeq, a predicted model, not a curated record
AAAGCUGAUCAUCUUUUGAGCUCAGCCCUUGGGCUGCAGAGUGGCAGGGAGCUUCUGAGGAUCUUCCCUCUAUCCAGGAUUAGAACAUCUGUGAUUCAGUGUGUUCUCCACCACUUUCUCACUGAGGCCCGCUGUCUUCCUCCCAGUAUAGUGAUCAGACCCACCCAGCUCUCAGCGAGGCCCCACCGAGGGCCGAGGGCUGGCUGGAUGAGACCCUGAAGGCCAACACGUGCUCCUGCAGUCUCUCCCUUCCUUUCUUGGUGAAGGUUCGGGCAGGACUCCACUUCUGACUGGCACUGCUCCCAGCCUGCCUCAGUUGCCUGGCAACGGCUCCGCGUCUCCUGCUGAGGGCACACGAUGGCGGGUGGUAGCAAUCCAGCAGCCAAGAGGGUGGUGAUAUACCGGAACGGGGACCCCUUCUCCCCAGGUCGCCAGCUGGUGGUGAGCCAACGCCGCUUCCCCACCCUGGAGACCUUCCUUUGCGAGGUGACCUCGACUGUGCAGGCCCCGGUGGCUGUGCGGGCCCUCUAUACGCCUCAGGGUGGCCACCCUGUCACAGACCUGGCCGACCUGCAGAACGGAGGGCAGUAUGUGGCUGCCGGCUUCGAAAGAUUCCGCAAGCUAAGCUAUUUACCCCCCGGACAGAAGGAUCCAGGUGGGAAGAGCAGCAGACUACCAGGUCCUCCUGUGACUCACUACCCAGGGGACGGGACCCUUGGACCGCGACCACUUGCACGUUCCCCCUGCUAUAUUCGUGUGUUCAGGAACGGGGACCUGGUAAGUCCCCCAUUUAGCCUGAAGUUGCCCCAGGCUGCUGGCGAGGACUGGGAAGCCGUGUUGAAGCUCCUGACUGAGAAGGCCAAGCUUCGGGCCGGGGCUGUGUGCAAACUCUGCACCCUGGAGGGGCUCCCACUGUCAGCAAGAGACGCUCUGAUGCAUGGCCAUUAUUAUGUGGCGGUCGGAGAGGAGGAGUUCAAGGCCCUCCCCUAUCUGGAGCUGCUGGUGCCCAGCCCCUCUCUGCCCAGAGGCUGCUGGUAUGGACGUGUGAGGUGGCCGGGUGGCGGGGGGCAGCAGGGUAAAACAGAGGAAGCCACCCGGAUCCCAUGCCUGCUCUGCUUACCACAAGCCCUUUUUCUUCAUUGCAGGCAACCCCCAGACCCAAAGUCUAAGCCCCACAAGCCACAGGCCCAGGGCCAUAGGGCGCAGGUGCCCCAGCCCUCUCCAAAGGAGCCAAGCCCCACUGAGCCAUCUGCCUUCUAUGCCAGACCCCAGCAGGCCAUUCAGCCAAGCAGCAGGCUCCCCACGCUCUUGUUUCCAUCAGGAGUCAAGGGAGUGUAUGAGGCUCCCCACCCGAGGAAGGAGACCGCAGGGGCCCAGAAAGUGGCAGAUGAUGAAGACACCUGCACGGAGGAACCCUUGGAUCAGAGGACAGCACAGAUGGUGGACGAGGCCCUGGGCCUGGAAAAGCAGCCUGGGACUGGGACAGCAGUCUCAGCCUCAACCCUGUCUCUGCCAUCCUGGGAGUCAGCAGCUCCGGCCAGGAACUGGGGCGGCCACUCUGCAGCCUGUUCCAGGGGACCCAGCACCACCCCUGGGCUCACAGGAUACCCAGCAGCCCCCUCGGCCCCGCCCCACUCUUCUGCUCCUAAACCUACAGCCCGGUCUUCUCUUCCUUCUGAGCUGGGCAGCCCUAGCCGUGGAGGCCUUGUUCCCAUGGGGUUCUCCAGCCAGAGACAGGAGGAGUGCGCUGAGCUUGGGGGAGAGACUACAACCAUGGGAGCAGGCGUGCUGCGAUAG